ACUCGACACUACUUUAGUUUAUAAUUUAAUCUAAUUUGUAAUACCAUCAUUCUUUUAAAAUUAAGAUAUUUCGUUUUACAAAAUGGCUUCAAAGGACGAAGUUGAGGAGGCAAUAAGUCAAACAAUUGACAACCUCCACCAACCCUACCUCGUUAUUGGAAAGAAGAAGGAGCACAACCCUUUGGAAGAGUUUUGGAUGAACAAAUUGGAAGCCAUCGAAUCUCAGUAUGAUCAGCACAUUGUCAAAUUGGAAAGAGCACUGCUGGACAAUAGAGUCAAUAAGCGACGACUCAUUAAAAAAGAUGAUCAAAUCACAAGGUUGAAGGGUGAGUUGGACGAGAAAAGUAACAAAUUAGAAAAACUUGCUGCAACAAAAACUCAUCUUCAGGAUGAACUUUCCCUGAAAUCGUACAAGACAACAAUACUCGGCCAAAGUCUGACCAACACCGAAGAGUUGAGACAAAAAGUACUCAAAUCCCUGGAAUCCGAACGAUUUGAAAGAAUACAACGUGAAAAGGAGUUGGUAUCAUUGAAACAUCAGUUAAUCAAAUUAGAGCGAGACAAGAAAUACUUAUUCAACGAUGUUUCCAUCAAAGAAGGUGAGCGACGCCGUGUCGAAGACGAAAAUGCCCAACUUGCCCAAAACAAGUACAACUUGAUAAAGAAUCUCACCGAAAUCGACCAGGAACGUCGAAUUCAGGCAGAAGUGAAUCUCAAGCUGGUCCAAGAUGUUGGGGAACUCCUUCAAGGGUGCAAAACAAGAGAGUACACCCUCCUCAAACAGAGGACAGAUAUAAACUUAAUGCUGGAGCACAUGAAGCAGAAACGGAAAGAACAGGAGGAAACGCUUCGAAAACUUGGGAUUCAACAGAAACGAAUGCAAGAGAUGCAUCAUGGUCAAAAGGUGUCAAAAGAGACGAUGGAACAUUUGGAAAGACAAGUCAUGCAUUGGAAAGAAGAGUUUCAAUUCAAAGAAAACGUUAACCAGACGGCCUCAUUGCAAAUCAAGGAUCUCCAUCGCGAAAACAGCCAGCUUCGAUGUCAGCUCGCUGUUUUACGAGAAAAACUAAAUUUUAAUGAAAGUCACAUGAAAUCGUUGGACACGGAGAAAAGACGAACGGAAAUAGAGCUUGAGAAGGCCAAAGGUCAAGCACGGUCUGUCCACCUUUUAAUGUGCAGAAAUGAGAUUGUGAAGCAAAAGUUGUCCAAAAGAGUAUGGAAAGCACAUCCUCACGUAAAGCAAUUGUUAGACGAAUCCCGAGGUAGCACUAAAUGGCGUGAUAAUGGUGAAAUGUCCACAUCAAAAAGUAAAAAUCAAGCUUCUCGCGAUAGUUACAAUGAGAUUCGAAGCUACAAAAAGAAAAUAUGGGAACUCGAAAAACAAAAGCGAAAUUUAGAAAUGAAGCUUAACGAACUUGGUGGAAAGCAGAAUAAAUUGCGAUUCCAGCUCAAAAAAUUCGACGGGAUGGAGAAGCAAGUUUUAUGGGCAGAGAAAGGCAUGGUAAAACUGGAAGGUGACCGCAACAGACUUGAGGACUUGAUGAAAUCCAUGGCGUUAAACGUUCCCAAAAAACUUCCCUUUGCAAAAUUGGUCACUGAUCCGUCAAUUCUCGAUCGAAUGGCAAACUAUCAAGUUUUACAGAAACGGUUGUUACAACAAACUGAGAAAGUUGAGUCGCUCAAAAAGAGUGCUAUUAAAGUCAUGGAGUACCGCAAAUUACAGUUCGAAGACGAGGAAACUGAUAAGCGGCAAGAACUUCCGAAAUGGAAACUAGCUCGGUGGAAAGAUUCUUCCUCUGAGGACACAUUGGCUGACGUUGAUCAACAACCAUUUGACGACCUACAACAACCCCCAGGCCUGUCCACCACCAUGACAGACCGGAAAUACUACAAGGACUACAUGAACUAUCUUGACACUGAAAUACCCGUUAUCAAACAGAAAAUUGCUGUUUUGGAGAGAAAGCAGCAUUACCAUCAGCAACAGCUCCUGGACGCUGAGGAGAAGGCAAAGUCUGCAUCAACUGCUGGGAGAGUACGUCAUUCGGACGAAGAUAUUUGGAAAGAGGAGGAAGACGAGGUGGAAGGUGGUGGAAAUGGUAGUGGAGAUGACGACGAGGACGAUGAAGGAGGGCUGGCCGCCGUGGUCAGCAUUGACGAACCCUUGAGUGCUCGAAGAGAGUCGUCCCCUUCUGCAAAAAUUGAGGAGGAAGCGACCAGCAGGGUUGCUUCAGCAGAAGGAGAUAGUGAGGAAGACGAUUAACUAGGCAAAAAUCACACGAAUUAAUUAAUUGAAUAACUAGAAAAUUAUAUGGUGCAUGGCUAGCUAACCAAGCAACUAUAGAGUGCUACAAAACUGUCUUAAACUAGAAUUAUGGAUGAUGAUUUAAUAAAGGAACACUGAAAAGUAUAUCGAGUGAAGCUGUUUAAGUAUGUUUACUUAUUUAUUGCAUAUAGAUAUAUAUACUGUGAGUUUCAAACAUAGUCACACUGAAAGAAAACCUGAGGGUUUAUCAUUCCCUAUAUGUACGUUCGUAGUUAGUGGCCGUUCUCGAUUUGCCAAAAAAAACAUUUAUUUAUUCGUACCAUUUAUACACAAGUUUA
Messenger RNA from Folsomia candida, 2601 nucleotides. Its product is annotated as putative leucine-rich repeat-containing protein DDB_G0290503. The coding region runs from base 83 to 2260 and encodes 725 amino acids. The transcript has 4 exons. The record is from RefSeq and is a predicted model, not a curated record. Lineage: Eukaryota; Metazoa; Arthropoda; Collembola; Entomobryomorpha; Isotomidae.